Sesamum indicum (sesame) is the source of this 1097-nucleotide messenger RNA. RefSeq lists its product as uncharacterized. The record is from RefSeq and is a predicted model, not a curated record. NCBI's taxonomy places the organism in Eukaryota, Viridiplantae, Streptophyta, Magnoliopsida, Lamiales, Pedaliaceae. Gene Ontology annotation, molecular function: hydrolase activity.
CUUUUCAACUACUCACAACAAAUUACACAUAUAUACGGUAAUGAUAAUGGUAUCGACGAUGUCGUCCUUCAAUCCCAUUACCCUCCCCAAGAAACAAGGAAAAGAUGAGCAGCAGAAGUUCCACCAGCAGAGAGACUUGUGCAAUCGAGUCAGCCGGGGGCGUAACCCUGGACGCCAGAAUCUACAGGCCCGCCGCCGGUCACUCGGAGCAUCAAAACUCCAAUUUGGUUGUCGUUUUGGUGCACCCGUACUCUGUUCUUGGGGGAUUCCAGGGAUUGAUGAAGGGUAUUGCACGAGGGCUGGCCGACAGGGGGCUAGCAGCUGUCACCUUCGACAUGCGGGGCGUCGGAAAGUCCACUGGCCGGGCAUCGCUCACGGGUUUUGCCGAGGUUGACGAUGUCGUUUCGGUGUGCAAAUGGGCCUGCUUGAAUCUCUCCGCCCAACGCAUUCUCCUCGUCGGAUCUUCAGCUGGUGCACCAAUUGCCGGCUCUGCAGUUGAUCGGAUUGAUGGAGUUGUUGGCUAUGUUAGCUUAGGUUAUCCUUUUGGAUUAACUGCCUCUAUUCUCUUCGGUAGGCACCAUAAAGCUAUACUACAAUCUCCAAAACCUAAACUCUUUGUAAUGGGUACAAGGGAUGGUUUCACAAGCGUGUCACAGCUCGAGAACAAGUUGAAGACUGCAGCUGGCCGCACACAAACGCAUUUAAUUGAAGGAGUAAGCCAUUUUCAAAUGGAAGGGCCAGCUUAUGAUGGGCAGAUGGUGAAUCUAAUCAUAGAAUUUAUUUCAUCAUUGUGAGGUUUAUAAAUGGUUCGCCUGCUGCUGAUGCAAAUUUAUUUCUACACCAUCCUCCUAAAUGAUGGUAAUGUAUUGCUUCUAUAUGCACUGUGUUCCAGCUGUUUGCUGCAUUGUAUGAAGUAAGAGGUGUAACCUCAUUUUCUUGUGUCGAGAGUUGAGCAGGUAUUCACUUGGCAGAAUACCUUUCAAAUUUGGAAACCCAUCUUGCCAAAUAUUACUGGAGUCCUGGCAUCAAUUCUGCAGAUUCUAAACUGUAACGCACGGACCCUGUAUUUUAUAGAAACUUUGGUGCUUCGUCUUGUA